AUGGCUCCACCAUCUGGUGUCUUUGGUCAAAGUUAUUCAAGUUCUACACAUGUGGAGUAUCAACCCCACACAUAUGCAUUUGCCUGGACAGUCAGAAGAGAUCACCCCUCUGAUGCAGGGGGGCACUUUUAUAUCAGAACAUAUGGGAUUCACAUACAGGCCGCAGCAAACAGUCUUGUCAUUUGGAGGCCUGCAGAUGUGCAUGGUACAAGCCUUCAAGACCUGGAUCCUCAUGAUACCAACCCUUCAUUUUUGCAAAGAGGCGUUGCGAUUGUGACACCCAACCAGCUGCCUUGUGUGUGGGAGAAGUACUGGGGCAAAGAGUACAAUAAUCAGCAGUGUCUAGAAAUUUUAGCUGAAGUACAUGGCUGCAUCGGACGCCUUGACAUCUGUUUGUAUUUGAUUGACUUUCCACUUUCAAUCAUACAGCUAAACUACAACGAGGCGGAGUCCAAAUACAACAUUCAGUUCCCAGUUUUGACAACCGCAAAAACAAUCUACCAAUGGCUACACGAUGUGCAUGUUCCUUCAUUUCUUGCACAUUAUCUGCCAACCGCACCCCUUAGCCCAGCCCAGAACAGCAUCAUUUGA
Messenger RNA from Laccaria bicolor S238N-H82, 591 nucleotides. RefSeq lists its product as uncharacterized. The coding region runs from base 1 to 591 and encodes 196 amino acids. The record is from RefSeq and is a predicted model, not a curated record. Lineage: Eukaryota; Fungi; Basidiomycota; Agaricomycetes; Agaricales; Hydnangiaceae. The transcript has 4 exons.